Molecule: messenger RNA, 3141 nt
Organism: Echinococcus granulosus
Lineage: Eukaryota; Metazoa; Platyhelminthes; Cestoda; Cyclophyllidea; Taeniidae
Exons: 15
Coding region: 1-3141 (1046 amino acids)
Source: RefSeq, a predicted model, not a curated record
AUGUAUCCAAAGAAUCCUUUGAAUCACGUUGGCGAUGUGAUUGAAGCAAUUGAACACGAUUUGGAGCUGAAUUUCUGUUUGCUGCGUCAGAUUUGUUGCAAUCUUCCUCAUCACCAAAAUUGGAGGCAAUUUCUCACAUGCCUUACCAAUCGUGAUCGUGAUGCAGCAUUUAAAUAUUACAAGCUUGCUCUUAAAGAAGUUAGGCUGCGUGGCAGAUGCAUUUCAUCUGUUCAUCGUCUCCUUAAUCUUUUGAGUGGAGAAAAGGUGGCAGGUCAGCACUUUUCGACAGCAAUUCAGCAUCUCGUCGUCUCAAAUACUUCAUGCGAGGCACUUUGUUACGAUUUGUGGCUGCGACUUAUCAAAAUGAUAAUUUUUCUUGAAAAGUACAUUCCCUUGAAAACAGUCGACAAAUCGACCGUUUUUGCCUUGGACCACCUGCGAAGCUGGCAGAAAGAGCUUUCUAAUGGCAGUUGCGAAAUCUGGAAGGCGGGCGAUAAAAGUAAAUUGUUAUGCAGGCGCCGCAGACCCGACCUCUGGUACUCGUGUCUUAAUGAUCGGCUUCUAUCCCAAAUGGAUAGAAAAUUUCAAAAGGAUGGGAAGCUUAACAAAUUUCAAUUGGAAGAGUCAGGUCGAAACGUUUGCGUUGUAAACGGUCACGAACCGCUUAAAUCAAUGGACAAACAGGGCAUAAAUUUAGCGCACGGAGCUGACACUGUCGAUGCACUUGAGCCCAAUAUGGCGAAUGAAUUGAAAGCAAAAGGUCAAGUGCAGCCCAACAGUGACAUCCAGAAUUUUUUGAUACCGAAUGAAACAGAGGGAAGUAUUAACAGUGUUGGCCGAAGUACGACUGUUCGAAAGGCCUGUGACACCCGUGUUCUCAAGGCUUGUGAUCUAUUUCAAUCGAAAUUGCCUGGUCCUCCCAACAUACCACUGAGGGCUCGUAGUGGUGACCUUAGCAACUCGCCUAGAGCAGAAUCACGCGAGGUUUUUCGAAGUCCUCCAUCUAUUUUGCACUCGGAAACACGGAAGGUGAUCGCUCAAAUGUCAACAGGCUCAGACAUCAUCAGAACUUCCUCCCCAGAGCUAAUUCUUCGUGAAACAAUUAUUGAGGAUAGUACAUCGCGGCGCAUGGAUUCUUACCUGGCGGCAGUCGAGGCCGCUGAGAUGUUUGUAGCGCAGCAGCAUAGCAAUUCAAACGUCGAAAUAUCAAAGAACAAAGUGCGGAAGAGUUGCUCGGAUGAUCAUUUGCUCAAAGCGGCACUGGCUCGUACUCGGUCACUGGAUGAUCUAAACGGACCUCAGACAGAUAGGAUAAUUAGCCUAAGCCAUUCUUUGGAAGAUACGAUAGCCUAUCCUCUUGACUUAUCUGAAUACGUAAUAAGUGCUUGGGACAAUUACCAGGUUCCCUGUUAUUCCAGCGUAGAGGAUAUCGGUCUAGUUGAACCAAAAGCCAGAUUUUCAGAAAACUUUUUUUGGGAAGAUUUGUUUCCCGAUGAAACAGAGGCUCUCGAUUUCGAGCGGCAUUUCCACCAGCCUCAGGGAACAACGCGUCAGAUUGACGAGUGGAGUUUCGAGGGCCUCUCGGGUACUCCGCUUUCAAGCCAAGCAUUUGACGACGCCGUACAUAGCAACGACGAUGGAAGUCGGAGUUCUGAAGCCCUUCUAGAGCCUGUUGACAGAGAUCCCUUUUCGGAUGAUGACCAGGAGACUCCACUUCGAUGCUCUAGGAGGCAAGACAAGUGUUUACAGACUGAGAUGGAUGACUCGGUCAAUAAUAUCUUUACACCGUUCACCUUUUUAAACAUCUCUCAGGGCGCACCACCAUACGAUGUAAACACUACUCACACCUCUGGUUAUGAAUCUGGAACAGAUGUGGUUACUUCCUUGCUUCAAAGAGCUUCCUUCUCUUCUCUCGAUGCUUCAAACAAAGUUGACCAACCGGAUUCAUCCACUUUGCUACCAACCCGGAACUUUGGAGUACAAACUGUGCGAAAUAACCGCUACAAAACAUCUGAUACCAUUACAGAAGAGCCUUCUGGGAAUUACUUUACAGAUCAUCGGGUCGAUUCGGAUGUUAUUACUAAAUCAGAACAAGCUUUGGUCAAAUUGCAUGAAUUCCUUCGCGAAAUUCUCGUCAGUAGUGACACCGGUAUCGAUGGCUCACCUGCAAGCACGCUAGUGAGUAGGAAACAGAAACAAAAUACUUGCUCGAGUGCUUGUACCGGGCCAAAAUCUACAUUUCACCUAAUGAAGAGUUUCAUUUGUAUGCUCGAAUUGGCUGAACAGAACACGAAACUCCUCCGGAGAUCAGGUGCUUUGAAUUCACAGUCCUGUGAAGCACUAUCCAACCAAUGGAACAUAUAUGCAAAGUGGAUGUACGAUCGCGUACGCGAACUGCAAGGCCUUAAUAAUUACCAGGAACAAAUUUAUGUGCUUUCCGCAAAAGUAAAUAUGCUAAACCAGAUUGCUGGCACACUCAUGAAGCAAAACGGCUUGCUUAUGAAAAACUACAGUCCACCAAGUUCUCAGACACUAAUCCGUGAGUCCUGUGCCGUAGCAGAAGGGUCUGAAAACCUUCGAGAGGCCCUUUUGAAGCAGAAGUUGCAGAUUAUGAAUAGCACUCAUCCAAUGGCACAGAAUGUGCCAGAACUGUCAGAUUUGGAGGCUCUGUUUGCUAACUGUCUCAGCAAAAUUCUGGAUCGAACCAUGCACGACACCCGCUUUCUUGCUGAACAAGCGAACGAAAUUAGAUCCACAUUCAUCUACAUAGAAGCGCUUACUGAAAGGUUACAAACGCCAGCUGCCAUUACAAGAGAUACGCUUCUGAGCAGCGAAUUGGAUUCGGGUGUGCGAGCAGUCAAGUCUUCUUCUACGUGCGCCUCUAAAUGGGGCUCUUCUGAGCUUUCCCGAAGUGACUCACUCGAAAAAUACACGUUAGACCAAAAUCGUAGCGACAAUCAAUGGAAAAGUUUUUUCAUCUGUGUUUUCGCCUCUUUACUUUUUAUUGUUUUAAUUGCAUCAUUCUGCAUUAGCGACCUCGUUCCCGCAAGGGAACAAUAUUCCCCAUUCCGGUGUCUGGGUAGUGCAUGGCCUGGUUGCCGCGCUAUACACAUCUACCAAGUUGGUGUUCCUCCUCAGUGA